UUAUAAAUCCUAGAGCCACUACGACAGAAGCUGCACGUACCUAUGCCACAGUCGGUCGUAAAACUCUUUCCUGGUGGCGGGGUGCUUAGACGCAAGUCAUCGUCAUUGCACCUCUUUAAACAUAAUUCAGCACAAUUCUUUCCGUUUGAUUAGAAUCACCAAAAAGACGAGGAAAAAUGCAACUCAAGACAAUUCAGAAGCUGGAGCUGCCGGCUGCAGCGGACAUGCAUGUCCAUUUGCGCCAGGGCGAGAUGAUGGACGUCGUUGUGCCGACGGUUGAGCAAGGAGGAGUUGAUACGGCCUUUGUCAUGCCAAAUCUUGUGCCCCCUUUGACAACCGUGGACCAAGUUCUCGAAUACCAAGGCAAGCUCCGUGCUGCCGCGCCUAAUGUCCAUUUCCUCAUGUCCCUCUACCUUCACCCAUCAGUUACACCAGAGACCAUCGAAAAGGCAGCAGAGGCAGGAAUCACAGGCGUAAAGCUAUAUCCUCAGGGAGCGACCACCAACUCUGAGCAUGGAGUGGCCAACAUCGAGGCAUUCUAUGACACUUUUGCUAGCAUGGAGAAGCAUGAUAUUGUGCUCAACCUACACGGAGAGGUCCUUGAAGCCUUUGCUCCAGAAGGCACAACGCUGGAAGAGGCUUUCCUUCCCACCCUCAAGCAGCUCCAUGAGAGAUUCCCAAAUCUGCGCAUUGUGCUGGAGCAUUGCACUACGGCUGCGGCAGUGGAAGCAGUCAAGGCCUGCGGACCUAACGUUGGAGCGACUAUUACGGCCCAUCACCUUUACUUGACAGAGGCUGAUGCCUGCUGCGACCCUUUUGCAUUCUGCAAGCCCAUCCCCAAGAAGCCCACUGACAGGGACGCUCUGCUCAAGGCCGUCGUCAGCGGUAACCCGAAAUUUUUCUUUGGAAGUGACAGCGCCCCCCAUCCGCUUACUUCCAAGACUACGGCUGCCGAGGGUAAGGCGCCGGCUGGUGUCUUUACACAGCCAUACGUAGCCCAGCUCGUGCUCCUGGCACUGGAAGAAGGUAUCGAGCGCGGUGUCAUCAGCGAAGAGGAUGUUACUCAGGAGAAGCUCGAGGGAUUCCUCAGCAAGUUUGGAAGACGUUUCUACAAGUUGUCCGAAACCUCUGGGAACAAGAUCGUUUUGGAGAGGAAGGGAGAGAAGAUACGACCUAGCGUUAAGAGCGAUAGUGGAGCUGUAGAAGUUGGCAUCUCGAGAGCAGGCACCGAAGUCUUCAGCCUGACAUGGGUAAAGGCGGCAUGAAAUAUUUAGCAUAUUUGACUUUGUUGUAUGGAUAGGGGGGGCGUUUUCGCUUUAUGCGAAUGUGGUGCUUGAAACUCGGCCGUCUCGGAAGGGUCUGAGUCCGAGAUACAUGGCAUUACGGGAACUAGGGAUUAAACUCUUGACGGCGGUUAGCUCCGAGACGGCUCAUGUUCCGGAGUGGCGUGAUGGAUAUAUCUACCUAGGUAUGCAAGGAUGAGGGACAUUGGGCGACGCGAAGGUAAAUAGAAGAUGUGAUAACGUCAUGUCCAAUUCCGAAAGUCUGUGGAAUGUACUACCCAAAUGAUUCAAGACAAAGGCAUGGUAUUAAUAAAGGUAACAUAUUGGUACAUGUGAUUAGCUCACUCAACCGUUG
Messenger RNA from Trichoderma harzianum CBS 226.95, 1638 nucleotides. RefSeq lists its product as hypothetical. Gene Ontology annotation, cellular component: cytoplasm. The record is from RefSeq and is a predicted model, not a curated record. Gene Ontology annotation, molecular function: dihydroorotase activity. NCBI's taxonomy places the organism in Eukaryota, Fungi, Ascomycota, Sordariomycetes, Hypocreales, Hypocreaceae. Gene Ontology annotation, biological process: 'de novo' pyrimidine nucleobase biosynthetic process; pyrimidine nucleotide biosynthetic process. The coding region runs from base 177 to 1265 and encodes 362 amino acids. The transcript has 9 exons.